Kwoniella botswanensis is the source of this 1695-nucleotide messenger RNA. RefSeq lists its product as uncharacterized. Gene Ontology annotation, biological process: positive regulation of transcription by RNA polymerase II. Gene Ontology annotation, cellular component: nucleus. Bases 1 to 1695 code for a protein of 564 amino acids. Gene Ontology annotation, molecular function: zinc ion binding; transcription cis-regulatory region binding; DNA-binding transcription factor activity, RNA polymerase II-specific. Lineage: Eukaryota; Fungi; Basidiomycota; Tremellomycetes; Tremellales; Cryptococcaceae. The record is from RefSeq and is a predicted model, not a curated record. The transcript has 9 exons.
AUGACUGAAUCACAACCAAUCCGUCCACCUCGCCGGCCAAUCACUAGAAAUCGUGAUGGAUGUUUGACAUGUAGGAAGCGUAAAAUAAAGUGCGACCUGGGGAAACCGCAAUGCGAACGCUGCACCAAGUACUCUGUGAAGUGUAUCUACCGCAAAACGACAGAGAUAUUGCCCAUCCGACCUAUACGUCCUGCACAUUCUUCCCCCUCAGAAGCAACCGAUGAGGGAUCCUCACACCGGCAACCAGCAGGACCAGAUGCUCAGACAUCACCUGCGACAGGUCCGUCUCUGCCAAAUCACGCUCACGAUCUAAAGAGCCAGCACUCGACAUCCGUGACAUCCAAUACCCACAUUCCACCUUUAGCCCCUCAUCGCACCGCACAGCCAGGAUGGCAGAAUGCUUUGGAAACCUUGGGACCCGUGGAUCUGCUGAUGGCUGUCUGUCGUAACACUCGAAUGGCCUCGUACUUCCUGCAACCUAGUGAGCCUCCCAAUUUCCUACACGCAUUUUUCCCGUCCAUCGAGGACCUGCAAUGUUUCCAUCACUGCGUUACAUAUUCCUUCUCCAUCAUCGUUGUCUCGGAAGAUCAUAAUCCUUGGGUAGGGAGCGUAGCUCCGUUGUUCAUGACAGCACAGGGCGAAGAAAGCACUAGUGGUACGGCACUCAAAUUGUCUAUGUUGUACAUGGGUGCUGUUCAUCUCUCCUAUCUGCAAGGACGAGAUGGGAGUACCACUGCCAGUAUCAACACCAGAUCUCUCGCGCUCAACUACAGGAAGGAUUGUCUCAGACUAUUGCGAUCACUCUCUUCCAAGAACCCUCCGACGUGCGAUGCUGCUGUCUUGUCAGCAUGCGCCUUGACGUUGACAGCCGAUCUGCUUGGGACGAAUCCGAAGUGGAGAGAGUUGAUGCGAAUCGUCAAGAGUACUAUUGAACGUGUAGGAGGAAUGGACGUGAUCAUUCCUACUUCGACCUACGUGGAUCCCGCGAUGAAAUGUGCUGUGGAGUCUCUUGUGACACUCAGUCUGCUAGGUUCAUUCUCUACUGGUAUUGAUUAUAGUAUCCUAUCAGGCGAUAUUCACGGAGCUCCCAUCUGGUGGACGAUACUAGCAGAGGCAGAAGAGAAACAGCACGGGUUACGUCGAUUUGAAGAGCUGUGUGGGAUUUCUCGCUCAUUAAUCACGUUAUACGCCACUCUUUCAUCAUUCCUGAUCACCACCGGUACUCCAUCUUUCGUGGACACCGAAACGGCCCAUCGGAUAGAAUCGGAUUGGAAUGCAUGGGUGAUGACGAAGGGCGCUCUAGAAACAGAGGAAAGAGUCAAAGCAGGAUCCUUAGCAAUAUGGCAAGCGGGUAAUAUAUCCAUCCUUAGAACGAUCCACAAAGCUUCGAGAACAGACGAGCGGGUUCAGAAGGCUGCCAUGGCUGUCCUGGAGUUAUGCGCCUCUGUAGGGGAUAAGGUAGAAUAUAUGAACUGGCCUCUGAUCAUCGCCUGUUCGACUUUGACAGAUCCCAUCAGCCGUGACUCCGCCCGCGCUCAGCUGAAGUUGUUCGUACCUCAAUGCUGUUACGAGAUCGAAGUGGUACAGAUGGUGUGCGAAGAGAUGUGGACGAGAAUAGAUGAGGGUGAGGACGAACAGGCAUGCGGUUGGGUGGAGAUUUUGCUAGAAUCUGGGUGCCCCGUCUUGCUUGGCUAG